CCCCUCAUCCCCCCUUCUCGCCUCCCCGACACCAGACUUCCCCAAAGCGGGCCGGCCUCCCCGCCCGGCCUCGUCUCGACCAGGCCCGGACCAUGAACGCCACGGGAGCUGGCUAUCCACUGGCCUCCUUGUACGUGGGCGACCUGCACGUGGACGUGACGGAGGCCAUGCUCUACGAGAAGUUCUCCCCCGCCGGCUCCAUCAUCUCCAUUCGCGUCUGCCGCGACGUGGCCAGCCGCCGCUCCCUGGGCUAUGCCUAUAUCAACUUCCAGCAGCCCGCCGAUGCGGAGCGAGCCUUGGACACCAUGAACUUUGAAGUGAUCAAGGGCCGGCCUAUCCGGAUCAUGUGGUCCCAACGAGACCCCGGGCUCCGAAAAUCGGGCGUCGGCAACAUCUUCAUCAAGAACCUGGAUGACUCCAUCGAUAACAAGGCGCUGUACGACACUUUUUCCACCUUCGGAAACAUCCUCUCCUGCAAGGUGGUGUGUGAUGAGCACGGGUCCCGGGGCUUUGGCUUCGUCCACUUCGAGACGCGUGAGGCUGCCAGCCAGGCCAUCAGCACGAUGAACGGGAUGCUCCUCAACGACCGGAAAGUUUUCGUCGGCCACUUCAAGUCUCGGCGGGAGCGCGAGGCGGAGCUGGGGGCCCGGGCGCUUGAGUUCACCAACGUCUACAUCAAGAACUUUGGGGAAGACGUGGACGACAGUCAUCUGAAGGAGAUCUUCGGGCAGUUCGGAAAGACUCUGAGCGUCAAGGUGAUGGUGGACGAAGUGGGUAACUCCCGGGGUUUUGGCUUCGUCAACUUUGAAAAGCACGAGGAAGCGCAGAAGGCGGUGACCAGCAUGAACGGCAAGGAGCUGAACGGGCGGGUGCUGUAUGUGGGCCGGGCCCAGAAGCGCACCGAGAGGCAGAGCGAGCUGAAGCGCAAGUUCGAACAGAUCAAGCAAGAAAGAGUAAAUCGCUACCAGGGUGUGAACCUGUACGUGAAGAACCUGGACGACUGCAUCGAUGACGAGAAACUGAGGAAAGAGUUCUCUCCGUACGGGACCAUCACUAGCGCCAAGGUGAUGACAGAGAGUGGCCACAGCAAAGGAUUUGGCUUUGUGUGUUUUUCCUCCCCAGAAGAGGCUACGAAGGCCGUGACGGAGAUGAACGGGCGGAUUGUGAGCACCAAGCCCCUGUACGUAGCCCUGGCCCAGCGCAAAGAGGAGCGGAAGGCCAUCCUCACCAACCAGUACAUGCAUCGCCUCUCUACCAUUCGCACCCUGGUUGCUCCCAUCAUGGGCUCCUUCCAGCAACCCACUGGCUACUUCCUGCCUGCCUUGCCCCAGCCCCAGACCAGAGCCACGUUCUACGGCCCCAGCCCCGUGGCCCCUGUCCGGCCCGCCCCCCGUUGGGCCGUCCAGCCUCCGAGACCUUCCUCCACCCCACUGAUGCGGACACCUCUAGCACCCCGGCGCUUCCUGUCUGGCAUCAGCACCGUCAAACAGGCCUCCACUCAGGCCUCCCAACCAGCCUCACUCUCGCAGACUGUUGCCAAUAUCGGCACCCAGACCACGGGCCCUGGGAUGCCCGGUUCCUUGACUGUGAGUCGCAGUCCCCAGCAAUUCAAGUACACCCCGGCGGUCCGCAAUGCCCAGCAGGUGGAAGCGGCUGUCCACGUCCUCGGACAAGAGCCGCUCACUGCAUCUAUGCUGGCCAAGGCCCCGCCCCAGGAGCAGAAGCAGAUGCUCGGUGAGCGCCUCUACCACCUGAUCUACCCGCUGCACCCCUCCCUGGCGGGCAAGAUCACGGGCAUGCUGCUGGAGAUUGACAAUUCCGAGGUGCUGUUGUUGCUGGAGUCCCCGGCGUCCCUCCGGUCCAAGAUUGAAGAGGCCGUUACCGUGCUCCAGGCCCACCAGGCCCCAGAACUGCCCAAGAUCCCCGCACCCUUCCUGCACUGAGGGCGGGGGUGGCCCGGGUCAGGCGGGCACCCCACCCUGCGGGACGAGGCCUGGGAGGCGCCGGCUCCUGUCUGACCCCGAAGUUCGUCCGAGCCGACACCUCCCGGGCCCUUGGUGGACCUGCCUCCGCCGUGUCGUGGCGGGAGGCAGAGAGGAACCUGCCUCGGCCUACAUUUUUAGUCAGGGUAGGAGCUGGCUGAGCAGAAGACUCCAUCCCAUUGCGGUUUAGCCUGGCCGUCCCUGGCUAGGAGGAAACCUGCCCCUCCCCGCCAACCCCCUCCCCAUCCCCAACCCAAGGCAGAGACCUGCUUGGUCUCAGGGUCAAGUUGUGGAGAAUAUACUCAAUCCCAGCCCGGGCAGCAGUUGGGAGCAGAACUUCUUCAGUCCCCAGGUCUUCUGUGUCCAUGUGUCCCCCUCUCUGACUCUCCCCUUAUGCCCCCAACACACAUACACCACUCCCAUUACCCCCUUACAUGAGGGGGUGUCAUCCACUCCUUAAGUCAAAAUGAAAUGGACACUGGGUGUCGUCACUCAAAGCGUAGAAGUCCGGCUUUAAGCAAUUGGAGUGAGGGCUGUGUCUCUUGGGAAACGGACGUGAAAUGACUGCAGGGGUGAAGGGCGCUCCGCCGUCGCCUCAAUCCGAGACGUGUCCUGUAAUUUCCUGAUCUGUCUAAAAGGCUGCAGCCGUCUUGUAACGGAGCACCACGUAUUGAAAGAAAUUCCAAUCACUGAGUCCCGCGGUUGCUUUUCGUCGUAGGCUGCCACGGCUGGGUGACCCUUGACCCUCCCCCGGGGAGUGAGGGCUGCGAGGCAGGGUAGGAUUAAUCUUUCUUCUUAACGAAGCCAUGACGGGAGAGCUUCUUCCCGCCUCUGGGUCCACCCCGAAGCUGUGAGCUUCCUCCCCUUCCUUCCCCUGGUUUUUGCUACAAAUUAGCCCAGCCCUGGCCUGAUCUUCCCGUCGGUGGUUCGUGACCGCCCCCGGUCCCCUUUAUGCCCCAGGAAAGCGCCCACCACAAGAUCCACCAGACCUAUCAGGCCUCACCAGCUGCGGGCUGAGGGGGGGGAAGAAGUGAAAAUGAAACCAGUGUCGAACAGCAAUCUUAUUACUUCAUUUAAUAGCUCGUCGGGGUGGCGUCCAGCUCGACGGGAACGAAAGAAUAAAGAAGUCUUUCACGGGUCCGGCCGCUGAGUCCGGGGGAGAACAGAGCCCCCAGAUCCUGCAGCACCCACCACUCCUCCCCGCUCCUCUCGACUUCGGGAGAGGCAGAGGGAAAGUAGCAGCGGGUCUGGCUACCUCAAACUAACGUACAGCACAGCACGUUCAGUUCAGCAUCUUCCCCCAGGCCCGGGCUUCGAGCCCACCUGUCUGUCCAUUUCCCCCUCCCACCCCCCCCCCUCUAAUUUAGGGGAGGAGGGGCUCAGCGGAGACAAGAUGUUUGCUUUUAAACUGGGGGCCGCUCGGCCUAUUCAUAAGCGGGGCAUCCCUAGGGACCCCGCCCUGGUGGAACGGAGCAGGC
Molecule: messenger RNA, 3460 nt
Organism: Ornithorhynchus anatinus (platypus)
Lineage: Eukaryota; Metazoa; Chordata; Mammalia; Monotremata; Ornithorhynchidae
Gene: PABPC1L
Product: poly(A) binding protein cytoplasmic 1 like
Exons: 15
Coding region: 93-1943 (616 amino acids)
Cellular component (GO): ribonucleoprotein complex; cytosol; nucleus
Molecular function (GO): mRNA 3'-UTR binding; poly(A) binding; poly(U) RNA binding
Source: RefSeq, a predicted model, not a curated record